AACAUGUUGCCUUCACAAGAAGCCGCCAAGAUUUACCAUGAUAAUUACAUGCGGAACUCCCGCGCCAUCGGGGUACUCUGGGCGAUAUUCACCAUAUGCUUUGCCAUCAUCAACGUGGUGGUCUUCAUUCAGCCCUACUGGAUCGGGGACAGUGUGAGCACGCCGCAGGUGGGUUACUUCGGCUUGUUUCACCAGUGCGUUGGAAGAGGACCGCCCAACCGAGAGCUCACCUGCACCGGAAGCUUCGCCGAGUUCAGCUCCAUCCCCUCCGGCGCCUUCAAAUCGGCGUCGGUCUUCGUGUUUCUGUCCAUGGUGCUGAUUCUGGGCUGCAUCGCCUGCAUGGCGCUCUUCUUCUUCUGCAACACCGCUACCGUCUACAAGACUUGUGCCUGGAUGCAGCUCCUAUGUGGUACGUAA
Molecule: messenger RNA, 417 nt
Organism: Salvelinus namaycush (lake trout)
Lineage: Eukaryota; Metazoa; Chordata; Actinopteri; Salmoniformes; Salmonidae
Product: LHFPL tetraspan subfamily member 4 protein-like
Exons: 1
Coding region: 4-417 (137 amino acids)
Biological process (GO): gamma-aminobutyric acid receptor clustering; sensory perception of sound
Cellular component (GO): inhibitory synapse; plasma membrane; postsynaptic membrane
Molecular function (GO): GABA receptor binding
Source: RefSeq, a predicted model, not a curated record